ACAAAGAUUUCCAGGCUGCAAUGGGAGGGCUUUACUUCUCCUUGAAGGAUGAAUAAAUAGGUAGCUUUUCUGACAACCUGGUCACACUCAAACUGAAGCAAAAACAAGCUCAAGGUUUUGCUCCACUACUGGCCUAUGACAUCCAGUGCUGGCAACAUGGAGAGGAUAGUCAUCUGUCUGAUGGUCAUCUUUUUGGGGACAGUGGCCCAUAAAUCAAGCUCCCAAGGGCAAGAUCGUUACAUGACUAGAAUGCGUCAACUUAUAGACAUUGUUGAUCAGUUGAAAAAUGACGUGAAUGAUUUGGACCCUGACUUUCUACCAGCUCCACAUGAUGUACAGAACGGCUGUGAGCUGUCAGCUCUUUCAUGUUUUCAGAAGGCCCAACUCAAGCCAGCAAAGGCAGAAGACAAUGGAAAAAGAAUCAAUUUAUUAAUUAAACAGCUGAGAAGGAAACCACCCAGCACAAAGUUAAAAAAACCACAGAAACACAGACCAACAUGCCCCUCAUGUGCUUCAUAUGAGAAAAAAAAGCCCAAAGAAUUCUUAGAAAGACUGAAAUCACUUCUCCAAAAGAUGAUUCAUGAACAUCUCCUUGAACAUCAGGAAUAAGAAGAUUCCUGUGGGUCUAACCUGAAGCUGGACACUAUACUACAUACUCUAACAC
Molecule: messenger RNA, 664 nt
Organism: Ochotona curzoniae (black-lipped pika)
Lineage: Eukaryota; Metazoa; Chordata; Mammalia; Lagomorpha; Ochotonidae
Gene: IL21
Product: interleukin 21
Exons: 5
Coding region: 136-609 (157 amino acids)
Biological process (GO): positive regulation of natural killer cell mediated cytotoxicity; immune response
Cellular component (GO): extracellular region
Molecular function (GO): cytokine receptor binding
Source: RefSeq, a predicted model, not a curated record